Plasmopara halstedii is the source of this 177-nucleotide messenger RNA. RefSeq lists its product as uncharacterized. The coding region runs from base 1 to 177 and encodes 58 amino acids. The record is from RefSeq and is a predicted model, not a curated record. The transcript has 2 exons. NCBI's taxonomy places the organism in Eukaryota, Oomycota, Peronosporomycetes, Peronosporales, Peronosporaceae.
AUGCCAAAUGGGGAUCUUAACAUGUUAUUAAAAAAACAACAAGAACGACAAGAGUGGCAUCAUCACAGACCUCGAGGAGUGCUCGACUUAUUUUUUUACGCGGGUCAUCACAAACCACACUUACAACAAAGCUCUCGAGAACUCUGCAUUGAAAUUUUUUUUGCGACGAUUCGCUAA